UCCACCUCCACAAUGGCACACGUCGAGACAUCAGUAAUGAUCAAGCUCGCCUUGUUCACAACGGCCAUGUUUUCUCUUCCUAUUCUUACUUACUUCCAGACGGUUGAUCGAAUCUUUGAUGGCAAUGCCUCGUAUGCAGCCGGAUCGGCCGCAGUAGUAGCCAAUAUAGUGCUGUUCUCGUAUAUCAUUGUUGCAGCAUUAGAAGACCCCAUUCCAGAGGAGAAGCCAAAGGAAGAAUAAGUCGCGAUACUGACUCAUACGCAAUCAUCGAGGACAUUUCUUUCCACUGCCUUUUCAUCGAUGAACUCACUGAGUGUUUGACGCUCAGGAAACCAAUAUCUGUAAAUAUAUAGAUCCAUUUGCUUACAUUUGUCCAGUCAUCAGUAUGAUCUCCCUUUUCUUGCCAUGCCUAUUACGCAACCUAGGUGGUCGUUCACUGCUGCAGACUGUGACACAUAGGAUCAAUACCUUAAAAGAUACUACCUGUCAAUCAAUUAAAAAAAAAAAAAGCCGCCUAUAAUACUUUUCAAAUCU
Umbelopsis ramanniana AG is the source of this 534-nucleotide messenger RNA. RefSeq lists its product as uncharacterized. Bases 13 to 240 code for a protein of 75 amino acids. Gene Ontology annotation, cellular component: endoplasmic reticulum membrane. Gene Ontology annotation, biological process: vacuolar proton-transporting V-type ATPase complex assembly. The record is from RefSeq and is a predicted model, not a curated record. NCBI's taxonomy places the organism in Eukaryota, Fungi, Mucoromycota, Umbelopsidomycetes, Umbelopsidales, Umbelopsidaceae. The transcript has 2 exons.